GAGGGAGGAGAACGACAGCAGAAGACAGUUGAGGAGAUUGGGAUCAACCAGCCAGGGUGUCGUAGGGGGGCAUACAAGGAAAAAGUCCUUGGAUAGUUCAGUUUUCAUAAAAUUUUCAACUAAUCCACAAAUCGACAUGAUGCGACUGGAGCUGUUAUUUGUGCUGGCCUGGGCAUUUUUUGUUCCUGGAACGAACAGUAAAAAAACAUAUGGUGACAUGUUCCCUCACAAACAUAAGCUUCCUUUUCCAUUCCCAAUCCCUGGAUGGGAACCGGACACGAACCCUUGGGACGAAUCUCUGUAUCCCCCCUUCAAACCGCAGCUGACUCGCAGACAUGAAAAACCACCAAAGGUGCGUCUAACGAGUGACAGUCCUGCGAUGAAUGGCUCGUGCAUCUCUUUCACUGCUGCUCUGGAGUUUCCUCCAUGUCAGAAGGAGGACAGCAAUGGCAACCUGGUGUAUGAUGAACACUGUGAUGACGGUACGAUGGACACCUCAGCCAAUGGACAGCUGCGCUCAGGCUACGUGUUUAACUGGACAUCCUGGUUGGAUGACUAUGGCUACGGGAAGUGUACAGACCUAAAGAGAUGUAAUGUUUUCCCUGAUGGAAAGCCUUUUCCUCAGACUAAUGACUGGAGGCGCAGAGGUUAUGUGUAUGUGUGGCACACCAUGGGUCAGUAUUUUGAGACAUGUGAUGGCUCUUCCUCUCAUCUGACCCUGAACACCACUAACAUGACGUUUGGAGCUGAUGUGAUGGAGGUGAUGGUGUAUCGUAAACGCGAGCGCAGAAAGUACAGCCCACUUUCCACAGAUAAAUCUGUAUACUUCAUUACAGAUAAGAUUCCACUCUCCGUCAACAUUUCCCAGAAGGAAGCAGCCAGCAGAGCGGACAGAAACAUCUUUGUCAGAGGGUCUGAUGUUAUUUUCAACGUCCAGCUCCACGACCCCAGUAACUAUCUGAAAACAGCUGAUGCGGUGGACUUCAUUUGGGACUUUCGGGAUGGCAACCAGUUGGUGACACACAGCAGCGUGGCAACUCAUGCAUAUGACAUGCUUGGAAAUGUUACAGUCAAGCUCCUGGUAGAGGCAGCAUUUCGUGUUCCCUGCCCUCCACCGACUCCAACACCAGUGCACUUUACACAAGCUCACACCACAGCAAUACCAACUCUUCCUCCUGGCACUCACACAUUUACUAGCAAAAUGGAAACUACCAAAGCUCCCGUCAUCAGCAGUGCUUUACCCAUGACCACCACUCGAGUUCCUACAACUGCCAUCCCAACAACUGAACCCUUUCAGACUGACUCAGAGGUUACAGCAACUGCACCUGAGUCCAGCUCCAGCUACAACCAGCCCACUGCACCGCCGCUGCUCAAACACAAACACUUCCAGGAGUCAGACUGUUUCCGCCACAUGUACGGCUCCUUUGAAGGAGAGAUCAUCCUCAUUGAACGUCCUCCAGCUCUGCAGAACCUGCCGGCCAAUCAGAUUUUAAAGGUGUCUGCAGACAAAGUGAGCAACACAUCAGUAAACUUCAUGGUGACCUGCUCAGGAAGUGUUCCCUCAGUAGCCUGCACUAUAGUGGCCAACUCUGCCUGUCGGGAGGUUAAGAACAUUGUGUGUGAGGACGUGACCCCUUACGACGAAGGCUGUAAGAUCAGUUUGACGCGCAUUUUUCAGACGCCCGGCACUUACUGCAUCAACAUCACGCUGGGUGUUCCUGGAGGACUCGCUCUCGCCACCACAACCUCAAUCACCAUCGGAAACAGCCCUGAUAAGAACUCUCCUAAAUCCCCCCAUGUUGCCGAGGUGGUUCUGUCCUCAAGUGCUGUGCUUAUUUGCAUCUUCGCAUUCAUCGCCUACAUGGUUUACAAGCGCUACAAGGUGUAUCGUCCGGUCAGACGCUCAAUGCUAGAGGAUGCAGAGAGGAAUACUGAUAGCUGGGGCUUAGGCAAACUUAGAGCAGUUCUGUUCUCAGUGGAUGAGGAAAGAAGCUGUUUAUUGACCGAAAAGCCACAAUAGGCUGACCUGAGCUGUCGUAGUCACCAGUUUCUACGGGUGCUACUUAUUUAAUACAUCACCUUAGCUGUAAAACUAUAAAAAAUACAAGUGAUAGGUGAGUGCAAGGGCGUAGAAUUGAAAUAAAUAAAGGGGACAUUUGUCCUCACCAAUAUCCACCAAUUACUGACAUGUCCCUGCCAAUUAUUGAAUCGACUUCGAAAUAAAAUAAUGCUCUGUCAACCCUUAGUAACCUACUUGUGCACAAAGGGUCAAGUUUGCUAUAAGUUUACUAUAAUACUAUUUACCAAGGCUAUGCAAAUACUCAAAAAUCAGUUUGGAUUUUGGCCUCCAUGAUUAUGACAAACAAUAAUCAGAAUAAAACAGUAAAAUUGCAUCACACACCUCUCUAAAUUUCUCUACAUUCAUGUAUAUUGAAACCUGAUUAUUUACAACAUGUAAGUGUUUAUUUUAUACUAAUAAGUACUUUAUUCAUGUUUUCAAAAGUGCAAAAACUAUUUUUGCACUGCAUGCACUCUAGGGAUGGAUAUCUUCACCAAUGUCAAGAGCAAAUCUUCGCUCUUGGGUGAGUGUAUUAAUAAAGAUUGGAUUACACUGGCAUCUUAUCAUCAGCUUAGCAAGAAAAAAUAAUAGUAACAUUUCAGCAUGAUAGACUUUGAACUCUUCAUAGGGUACUCAUUAGAAAAAAAAAGUGUUAUUGGGGGUUAUUACAAGAUUUUUUAUGAUAAAGACGUUUAUGACUUAACUCUUGUGUGCUGUUGGGCGUUUCCAUCCAACGGCACACAUCCAACUGAGUGAUUUUGAGUCCUAAUUUGGCCACAAUUUUCUGUGUUAGAGAAAAUUGAAUGAUUUUUGGUGACAAAUCUUAUUUUGACACAAAUUUUGAAAAAUGCUUUAAAAAUGUAAAAAUCCCAAUAUGAUCUGGGCAAAUUUACUACCCUUUCAUAAUGUUAGUGGCUGUUUUUGGCUUUCAUUAUUUUAUUUCUUCCAUUACAUUGCCAUUUUUUGGCAUGACAGCACAGCACAUAUUCAUGCAUUCUUAAUUGUUUUUCUUGAUGGUUUUCCCCAAUGGGAAGAAGUAAAAUUAGAUUUUUUUUUUUAUUCAACAGUGGUAUCAUCAGUUAAAACCACUUAAUACUAAAAUCACUUUAAAUAGGUGACAUCAAGUUUUGCCCAACUGAAUUGUGGAUCUGUCUGCGCUGUAGAACUUGGAAACUUUUAGUCUGAUCUCAUGAGGAAACGUAAUUAUUUUUCGUUUUGUCAGUUUAGUAUCUAAUUCAUACAAAUUCAUUUUCAGUCGUACAAAAAUGUACGAUUUUAAAAAGGAGGCGUGGCACCCAAUCUCACACCUAACCAUCAUUGGGUGAUGAGCAUAUUGUACUAAAUUGUACGAAUUAGAUCAUACGAAUUCAUACGAAUUAGCCACUUAAUUAAAAAGUUUCAAAUUGGCAUGAGAUUGCGUUGGAACUUUUCAAGAGCCAACAAAAGCAUCAGCCAAUCGGAUCACUUUAUGCAAAUACCCCAGCUCAAACAGUAGUCGAUUGCAGACUAAUUUCAUUGGCUGCUAUGAUGAUAGCAUCAGACCUAACUUCAGACGCUGAAGCUCCCUGUGAAUCGGCCGUUAGAGAUAGGCCUGUACCAAAAAAAAAAGUUUCUCUUACAUUAUAAUGCAAGUCAAUGGGGCAAAAACAGCAACUAACAUAAUGAAAGGGUAGUACAUUUCAACAAUACACAAGGGUCAAAAAUGAUAUAUUGUAAUUAGUGUCACUGAAGUUUGGAUUUUUUAUCUGCUUAAGAGUUAAAGGAUUAGAUAAAUUCUGCUAUAAAUUACUCACUCUCAAUUAGUUCCAGCCCUUAAAAACUUGGUUCAUCUUCAGAAAACAAGUUAACAUAUUUUAGAUGAAAUUCAAGAGUUCUCUCAUCCUCCAUAGAUAGCAAUGGUCUGGAGAUCUGGAGACAUUCAAAGAAGAAGCCUGCGUGGGAUGGAUUUUUCAGUUCCGCUCCCACAAAAUACAGCAGUCAACACGACGCUAAUUAAAAAUGUUUUUCAAAAUUGACAAUAAUGAGUGUUGUUCAAUAGUUUUAGGACAACUUUGAUGAAAGGUGUUGAUAAACUUCAGAUGAUGACUAUUGUAUAUUAUUUUCUCCCACUCCUUCCCAAAAUAUUCAAGUUUUGUCUCACUCCCAGAAAAGUAAGCAACAACAGUCAAAACAUUUCAUGUCACUCUAUUGGUUCAACUGUAAUCAUACAGCAGCCAAUACAAUGCUUGUUUGCACUGCUGACUUUGACAGUAAAUGUACACCCUGGCCUAACGAGGGAGAAAAGACGUAGACAAACGUCAUAUUUAGUUUUAUUUUACCACAAAGUGUUUUUGUACGACUACAGUUGAACCACUGAAGUCAGAUGGAAUGUUUUUGGUUUCUUUCUGAACUUUGAAUGUCUCUGGACUAUUGCCGUCUAUUGCAGAUGAUGAAAGGUUUCAGAAUUAAUCUAAAAUAUCUUAAUUUGCAUUCCAAAAAUGAACAAAUAUCUCGGGGAUUGGAAUGAAGAAAGAGAGAGGAUCAUUUUCAUUUGAUGUGAACUAAUUUUUUUAAAGGGAGACACACCAGAUCAGUGGUUUCCAAAUCUAAAAUGACUAAAACUACUAACUGACAUAUCACAGAAAAUGUAUCCUAUCAAGUUUGGAUUUGCUAAAACAAACUCACUUAAAUAUGAAUGACGACACUGCAUAUAGUUAUUGCUGAUGAAAACACUGUGGAAUUUGAUUUGUCAUGUUGAAUGUUUGUUCAUUUGAAGACAGGUGUUGAAUAAGAAAUGUCUGGAAACCGUCUGGAGAAGCUGGAUUUUGUUUUGAAUAUGUGACAGCAAUAUGGGACUUGUUUUGAAUGUUUGGUGACUGAAAUCAGAGCAAUAUUCUUGUAAAAGAUCCAGUGUAUUUUGGCUAAUGGUAAGCUUUAAUACAAUUACCUUUAUUAACAAUUUAUUUACAAAGCAUGCAUGAAUUAAGACAUGACAUAUGUUGAAUCACACAUAAUGCAGGAAUGCUUGAGUAUUUAAAGACAUCUGACAACACUUUUGGUAAAUAUUUAGCUCACCUAUUAUGAUGUACUACUCUUGUAAGUGCUGUUUAUGCAAAAUGAUACUAAUAAACUCUGGAGACUGCUAAU
This is a messenger RNA of Danio rerio (zebrafish), 5185 nucleotides long. The record is from RefSeq and is a predicted model, not a curated record. Lineage: Eukaryota; Metazoa; Chordata; Actinopteri; Cypriniformes; Danionidae.